This is a messenger RNA of Phymastichus coffea, 4927 nucleotides long. RefSeq names its product RNA helicase aquarius. Lineage: Eukaryota; Metazoa; Arthropoda; Insecta; Hymenoptera; Eulophidae. Gene Ontology annotation, biological process: mRNA splicing, via spliceosome. Bases 378 to 4781 code for a protein of 1467 amino acids. The transcript has 14 exons. The record is from RefSeq and is a predicted model, not a curated record. Gene Ontology annotation, molecular function: mRNA binding; helicase activity. Gene Ontology annotation, cellular component: catalytic step 2 spliceosome.
UUUAUUCGCUUAAGAUUGUGGAGAAGGAAUAAUUAGAAAAUUAAAUACGAAAUCUCAAAAACUCAAACGUUCUCAAGUCAAAGUGAGGAAAAGUACAUUAGGUUCCGAGAGGCUCUGUUCAUCAGGCGUACACCGUACACUUACACGCGGUAUAUAUGUAUGUAGAUUUCAGCAGUUGCAUUAUAAACAAUGAAAUUAUAGAAAGUUUUCUUGUGUAGUUUGUAAUUUAUCGAAAUUAAAUUAAAUGUAAAGUGUAGAAUAAUUAUUAAAAAAAUCAAAAGAUGGUAAACAUUAACGUGUGCAUCAAAGUUUGUCGACUCUAGUUAUAGGUUAUAUUUUCUGUAUACGAUUGUAUUUAAAAAUUGGAUAGUUAAAAAAUGGUGUCAAUAAUGGAAACACAAACGACACCACCUGUUAAAAUAAAUAACCCAGCUCCAACAGUUCAGGAAAUUAAUAGUGAUGAGAUUACUCAGCUGGCCAAUAAGUAUUGGGCUCCACAUACUGCUGAUUCUCAUCUCCAAUUCAGUGCACAAAUUGUUGAUAAUAUAUAUAUCAAUGAAAUAAGUGUUUCCAAAUUUUCAAUUCGACGCAUUAUGAUGCUUGAAUUCAGUCAGUAUUUGGAGAAAUAUCUUUGGCCAAACUAUGAUGCUGAAAAAGCUACAAGACAACACACAAUGUCUAUUGUUAUCAUGGUUAAUGAAAAGUUUCGUGAAAGAGUUCAAGUUUGGGAAGCUUUCGAAAAAUUGCCGGAUCACUUUCCAGGCUUCUUUCAGCACGUUUUGAAAGCUUGUUUAGAAGAUAGUAUUCAAGAUUUUGAAUUAAGAGAACAGACUGCUUUAAUUGUAUUUUUGAAUCACUGUUUUAAUUCUAUGGAAGUUGUGCUUGUGAGAGAUCAAGUUAGAAGACUUGUUUCACUAGGAAUAUGGAUGUCUCUUCAGCAAAGCAGAAGAGACCUUGAGUUUGCAAAAAAUAGCAAAUGGAAAAAACAUUGGAAAGCACUUUUGAAGAAAGAUAAACCUGAAGAUAAAGAAAGGCUCAAAUGGGAUCGUACAUUUUUACACAAAUUGAUGAUAAAGUUUAUGACCAUCCUGGAAACUGUUCGUUUAGAAGGUCAAAUCAAUCCUGAUAAAGUACACUAUUGCGAAAGAUUUUUAGAACUUAUGAUCGACUUAGAAGCUCUUUUACCUACAAGAAGGUUCUUUCACACUGUUAUGGACGAUUGUCAUUUGGUUGUCAGGUGCCAGCUGUCAAAUUUAUUAAAGAGACCAGAAGGUGGAUUAUUUGGACAGCUGUUGGAGAUGCUAAAGUUCUACGCGAGAUUCGAGAUCAGCGAGGAAACGGGCGAUCCACUGACCGACUACGACAUGACAGAGCUCCAUUACUCAAAGAUCACGUCGCUGCAGAAAGCCGCCUUUGCGAAAUUCCCGGACCUCCAGCGCUUCGCUCUUGCCAAUGUCGCCAGCGUCGACACCAGGGAGGCUCUGCAAAAGCACUUUGGUUCGCUCACAAAGGAGAAGCUCCGAGCUAUUGCGAGCUACCUGAGCCUCGUGCCGACGGAGGAGCGACAGAAAGAUGAGGAUUGGUUCAGGCUCGACCCAGACUUUCUACGCGAAUUACUCAUAUCGAGGCACGAGAGGCGAGCAUCCCAAUUGGAAGAGCUGAACGAGAUGCCGUUGUACCCAACCGAGGAGAUCAUCUGGAACGAGAGUAUUGUGCCUACGGAGUACUUCUCGGGCGAAGGUUGCCUGGCACUGCCCAAGCUCAAUUUGCAAUUUCUCACGCUGCAUGACUACCUGCUACGCAACUUCAACCUCUUUCGUCUGGAAUCCACUUACGAGAUCCGCCAAGACAUCGAAGACGCGGUUAGCCGACUCAGCCCUUGGCGAGCGGAGGACGGAAGUGUAUACUUUGGUGGUUGGGCGCGGAUGGCUCAACCGAUUACUCAGUUCGCCGUCGUUGAAGUGGCCAAGCCAAACAUUGGUGAAAAGCGUCCGUCUCGAGUGCGUGCUGAUAUUACCAUCAAUCUAAAUGUACGAAAAGAGAUCAAAUCUGAGUGGGAAAAUCUUAGAAAGCACGAUGUUUGUUUCUUAAUCACUGUCAGGCCCCAAAAUCCCAUCGGUACCAAAUACAGUCACAAACUGCCCUUCAUACCUCAAGUCGGCUUAACUACGGUAAGAGGAUGCGAAGUGGAGGGUAUGCUAGAUUCGAAUGGUCGUGUUAUUGAAGAUGGGCCAGAGCCAAGGCCAAUUCUGCCUGGAGAUACACGUACCUAUCGAGUUUGGCUGGAUUCGAAUCAGUACAGAAUAGAUAUGGACAAUGCCAGUCAUGGCGGCGAGGACGUGUACGAGAGUUUCAAUAUUAUCAUGAGACGCAAACCAAAAGAAAAUAACUUCAAAGCUGUUCUCGAGACUAUCCGCGAAUUGAUGAACACCGAGUGCGUGGUACCCGAUUGGUUACACAAUAUCAUAUUAGGUUACGGCGAUCCUGGCGCUGCUCAGUAUUUCAGGAUGCAAGAUGAAAUUGCAACUGUGGAUUUCAACGAUACGUUUCUAGACAUCGAUCAUCUUCGCGCGAGUUUUCCUGGUUACGCAAUCGAGACUACGACCGAUGACCCGGAGAAGCUUGUUAGACCAUUUAAGCUGACGUUUCAAGACGUAGUGUACAAGCAGAAUAACGAGGAAGAGCGUAAAGUUAUAACUGUUGAACCACAUGUGCCACCUAGCCGUGGCCCUUACAAAGCUAACGAACCGAAAAAAAAUCAAAUUCCGUUCACACCAACCCAAGUUGAGGCAAUUCGUGCUGGAAUGCAGCCAGGUUUAACAUUAGUCGUCGGUCCACCCGGUACGGGUAAAACUGACGUGGCAGUGCAAAUUAUUUCCAAUCUGUACCACAACUUUCCAAAUCAAAGAACUCUUAUCGUUACGCAUUCCAAUCAAGCUUUGAAUCAGUUGUUUGAAAAGAUCAUGGCACUCGACAUCGAUGAGAGGCAUCUGUUGCGUCUUGGUCAUGGAGAAGAGGCUCUUGAGACGGAAAAAGAUUUUAGUAGAUAUGGUAGAGUGAACUAUGUUCUGGCUAAGCGACUUGAUCUAUUGAUGGAAGUUCAGAGGCUGCAGGAAUCGUUACAAGUGCAAGGUGACAAUGCUUAUACAUGCGAAACAGCAGGCUACUUUUUCACGUAUCAAGUAAUGACGAGGUGGGAACGUUUUGAGUCACGUAUCAAACAAAGAAGCAGUGGCGCAGAUGAUGUUCCUGCAUCUAUCGUUGACGACGAAUUCCCGUUCCACAAAUUCUUCGAUAAUGCGCCUCAGCCGCUUUUCCGGAAAAAGUGUUUCGAGGAAGAUCUAGCUGUAGCUGAGAGUUGCUUUAGAUAUAUCGAAAGGAUUUUUACUCAAUUAGACGAAUUCAGAGCAUUCGAACUGCUCAGAUCAGGUCUUGAUAGAUCCAAGUAUCUCCUUGUCAAAGAAGCCAAAGUCAUUGCGAUGACUUGUACGCACGCAGCAUUGAAAAGACGAGAAUUAGUGGACAUGGGUUUCAAGUACGAUAACAUUCUCAUGGAAGAGUCUGCUCAGAUAUUGGAAAUCGAAACAUUCAUUCCUCUCCUGUUGCAAAAUCCGCAAGAUGGUUAUAAUCGUUUGAAGCGAUGGAUCAUGAUUGGAGAUCAUCAUCAGCUACCGCCUGUCAUUAAGAAUAUGGCAUUCCAGAAAUACUCCAAUAUGGAGCAAUCGUUAUUCGCACGAUUUGUACGCUUGGGUGUACCUACAGUAGACCUUGAUGGCCAAGGUCGUGCUAGACCUAACAUUUGUAAUUUAUACAAUUGGCGCUACAAGAAACUGGGCAAUCUUCGUCAUGUGGAAAAUAGUCCCGAGUAUCUCGUCGCAAAUCCUGGAUUUUUACACGAUUUCCAAUUGAUCAAUGUCGAAGACUUUAAUGGAGUUGGGGAAAGUGAGCCCAGUGCAUACUUUUAUCAAAAUCUUGCCGAAGCUGAAUAUUGCGUGGCUGUAUUUAUGUACAUGAGAUUGCUUGGAUAUCCAGCUGAUAAGAUCAGUAUUCUCACGACUUACAAUGGCCAGAAGCAUUUGAUUCGUGAUGUUAUAAACAUCAGGUGUGCCAGUAAUCCGUUGAUAGGACGCCCUGCCAAAGUUACGACAGUCGACAAGUAUCAGGGUCAACAAAACGAUUACAUUCUUUUAUCUCUCGUAAAAACCCGAGCUGUAGGUCAUCUUCGCGAUGCUAGACGUCUUGUUGUCGCUAUGUCUCGUGCUCGCCUUGGUCUAUACGUAUUUGCUCGAGUUUCAUUAUUCAAAAAUUGCUUCGAGCUUACACCAGCUUUUGAUCAACUGAUGCGUCGGCCAUUGAAGUUACUUUUAAUUCCGACCGAAACUUAUCCUACGACGAGGUUGAACGGCGAGGAACCUCAAGAGCCAACGCUCGAGAUUCAAGACAUGCCGCAUAUGGCAAAAUUUGUCUACGACUUCUAUCUAAAAAAAGUAAAUUUGAAAGAUGUACCGCCAGAGCAAUGGCCAUCUACAAAUGUGAAAUCAUCAAAUCCAGUAUACUAUGUACAUGCUCAUCCUGGAGCGGGAGACGAUUCCGAUGAAGAGCAAGAAAUAAAGCCGACGACUGAAAAUCUUGAAACACAGAAUGCGGAUGAAAAAUCAAAUUUUGAAACGAAGAAUGCACCAAAUACUGAAACGAUAAUAGCACCAAUAGAAAAUAUGGUACCAGAUGUUGAAAGUGCCCCGAUGGAAACCAACGAGACAGAACAAGAUGGGGAAGAGUAAUUGUAAAAUAGUAAUAAAACCUUAAUAUUUUUUUGUAAAGAGUUAUUAUUCUUUUAUUUUUUCGGAACACUAAUAAACUAAUUUAAGGAGAAGGAUAUUAUUUUAAGUAAAUACGAAAUGAAAGUAAUUUAAGAUGAUUAUUUGAA